Messenger RNA from Actinia tenebrosa (Australian red waratah sea anemone), 1562 nucleotides. RefSeq lists its product as uncharacterized. NCBI's taxonomy places the organism in Eukaryota, Metazoa, Cnidaria, Anthozoa, Actiniaria, Actiniidae. The record is from RefSeq and is a predicted model, not a curated record.
AUGCGUUUUGGUAUCUUGCGUCCGCACUAAAACGAUCGAAAACACAUACAUUUGAAAACGCUCUCCAGAAAGGAAACAUUUGAAAACAAAGGUCUAUCAUAUAAGUGCGGGCAGCGAAAACAGAGAUUCAAAAAAAAAAACGCUGGCGUUAUUCACAACGGCACGUCUGUUUUCGCAUGCGCAAAUUAUGAUAUCCGCUUGAUUUUAGUGUGGACAGGCGAAAUCCAGGCCUGCGUGAAAACCAUAGUUUAAAUUUAAGGAACUUGACGGGCCAUGAUACCAGAACACAAGCAUUAUAACGCAUUGUUAUGAAUCUUUCUCGAUAAGAAUUCAUAAAAUCGAUUAUUCUCAUCUUUAAAUAUAAAACUGUCUUCUCAAUUUUACUGAAUUUACGUUUUUCAGUUUUGUGGCYCGUCAAGUUGGAUGCGCACGCAACCUUGAGAAAACGGUGUUGAAUUUAGCUGCUUUUGCUCACAUUUCCCAAAGUGUUACCGAUUCCUGUCUAUCAAAAUGCUUUGAACAUUAUCCAAACCGUUACCCAUUCGUUUCUUCCAAUCUAGCAAUUUCAUCGGCGGUGUUGCGAACAAGUAUCGAGGGCUCAAGAACAGCGCACGCGCGCGCUACAAAAUUAAGUACUCGAUGUCACAAUUGACGUCCACAAUUAGCUUCGUGACUUCUGAAUAAAAUGUAUAGACCCCCAAAAUAAAAUAUUUUCGUAGAAUAUUUCCAUCAUUAGCUUGAUUUUCGAGGGAGAGAAUGGCGGAACUGGAGAAAAAGGGAUCGACAGAUUUCUGUAAGUUUGUUUCUCAAAACAAAAACUACUAUAAUAUGCUCAUUUUUUUCUUGAAGUCUUCAAUGAUUUUUAAUGUUUUACUGUUAUCAUUAUUCUUAUUUUGACAAUUUUAGAUCUCAGUAAGAAGCGCUUGAUAAGUCGAGUGAAAACUUACAAGAAUGCAAUCAAACAGAGUGCGAUUGAACUCAAUCUGAAAAAGGAUGAGAUAAAAGCCCAAAAAGAACUUGCUGAAACAUAUGGCCAAGAAAAUAAGAAACUUAAAAGUGAACUUUCAAGUAGGAAAGAAUUGGAAGACAAGAUCAAACAGGAAAUCAUGUUAAUGGAGAAAGAACAUCAAUUACACUUGAAGAAAACAGAGGAAAUUAUGAGUGAAAAAGAGGACCUUAAGAGCGGCAACGAAAAUCUAAAGAAAAAAGUGGAUUACACGCAAGUCAUGAUAGACGCAAUCAAAAACGAAAACAAAGCGUUAAAGGAUUCAGUUAAAGUUCUAUGCAAUGUAGCUUUGGAUGUCGAAGAACAUCUCAAAGGGAAGAGCGAUAGCUUAAAGGAAAUAUUGGAAGUAACAGUCCAAGAAGUUGAGUCACUGAAGAAAGAAAAUGAAGAGCUGAAGGAGAUCGCAGAAUGCUAUUCACGACAAGAAGUGCUGAUUAAGGAACUAACAGAAGAGUUAGAGGCACUCAAGAACGUUGAAAAGGUGUCUGUUGAAGUCCAAACUUUACCAAAAGGAAGAGGUAUAUUCAGACGAAUGUCUAUAAGGGGAAGUAGAUAA